This is a messenger RNA of Entrophospora candida, 162 nucleotides long. The record is from the annotation of a GenBank genome assembly. NCBI's taxonomy places the organism in Eukaryota, Fungi, Glomeromycota, Glomeromycetes, Entrophosporales, Entrophosporaceae.
AUGCCAAAAUUGCAAAACUGGAAUAUGAUAUAUCAAGUUUGUUCGUCAUUGCCUACUCCGCCACCUAUCAAGGACUAUUCUAACAAGAAGGAUGGACCUGACCAUAAACAAGCAUUGAUGCAGAGUGAUAAUGUUGAUUUUGUCGAACCUGUGAAUUUGUAG